Gossypium raimondii (Peruvian cotton) is the source of this 3796-nucleotide messenger RNA. RefSeq lists its product as uncharacterized. NCBI's taxonomy places the organism in Eukaryota, Viridiplantae, Streptophyta, Magnoliopsida, Malvales, Malvaceae. The transcript is spliced from 6 exons. The record is from RefSeq and is a predicted model, not a curated record. The coding region runs from base 244 to 1248 and encodes 334 amino acids.
GAAUAAACAAACUCCAUCUCUUAUGAUUUCCUAUUUUCUCUUUAAAUUCUCUGCUUUUCUCAACAUUUUCUCUGCACUUCAGUACGGAUCUCAGUCUCAAUUAUUUUUAUCAGGCAAAACCGCACUUCUUUACAUUCCCUCCGGUACAUAGCUGCAUGCAAGAUUGUCUGAUUCACAUUUUCGGUAUCUUGGGAAGACAAUUUGUAAUUAUCGGUAUAGUUAGUUAGAAACUUAGAAAAAGAUAUGUCGACUGUACCAGUAAGAAGGGUUUCUCGUCAAGAUAUACAGUUGGUUCAAAACCUUAUAGAAAGAUGCCUUCAACUCUACAUGACGCAGAAGGAAGUUGUGGAAACUCUGCUGGCUCAGGCCAAAAUUGAGCCUGGUUUUACUGAACUUGUUUGGCAAAAGCUUGAAGAAGAGAAUCGAGAAUUCUUCCAGGCUUAUUAUCUCAGACUGAUGGUAAAGCAACAAAUAAUGGAAUUCAACAAGCUACUUGAGCAACAGGUGCAACUCAUGCAUCAGAUUCAUCCAUCUGGAGUUUCCUCAAUCUCUAAUUUGAAUGGACCUCACUUGUCACAGAUGCCCCAGAACUCAUCCUGCUGUGCGCCAGAGAACGCAGGAAAAGCUCUGAAGCAGGAGAGCUUGCAGCAUCUCAUGGGAUCUAGUUUGCCUAAUGUAUUCAGUAAUAGUAGUUCAUCUUUGUACAUUGGAACACAUGCUAGUAUUGAGCUUCCUACCCAUGCCAGCAGGAUUCAUGCACCAUCAGCCAUGCUUUCAACUCAGAAUUCAAAUUUGGGUUUGAUGCAAGAAAUAAAUGGGAAGAUGCUAAAAUCAGCAGCUGGUUUUUCAGGCAGUUCUGCUUACAUGUUUGGUGCUGAGAGCAGUCUUCUAGAUACACGUCCAACAAUUGAGGAUACAGCUUUCAAUAGUGCAGAACCAAGCACACAAUCACUAAAUGAACCACUUCUGGAUGCUGACAUUUCUUCAUUUGGACUUUUAGGCCAGAUCUCUCGCAAUUUCAAUCUUUCAGAUCUCGCAGCUGACUUUUCUCCUAGUUCAGGUAUACUGGAAAGCUACCCCCGAUUACUCUUUUUAGGAACACAUAAUGAAAAUUUCCUGGAUACUCAUGAAAGAGAACAUCAAGGUGAUAUUCUUUUCUCCACUGUCUUCCCGUCCAAACUUUUAUUCGUUGAUUUGUUAACUGUGAUUUACAAAGAGCAAGAUAUUUUUUAUAUCUGUGGAUUAUAGGAGAGAACAAAAGGUUGGACACCAUAUCAGAGGGAUUAAGCUUUGAUGGUUAUAGAAAUAAGUAGCUCUGCAAAGGCAAUGGUACAGGUUUACAAAGAGUAUAUCAAUUUAGUUUAUUUUUUCCUCAUCAGCUGUGCUAGCAACUGUUUGGAAUUUACUUGCAUGGUAGAUUCUUUGAGAAGUUUUUGCAUCUACUAAGAUACUUUUUACUCCCAAUAUCACUUUUUAUUUCCAAUAUCAUGUUUUUCUGAGUUUCAUCCUUCUCUUGUCAGUAUACGUUUUGUUGUAUCAUAGAUUCAUAUCUUAAAAUAACCAAGUAUUAAUUAAUCUUUGAUUUGACCGAUGGUUUUUUCCAGUUACAUGUUUGUUCCAACUAUUAGAAUUUAACAAUGGCAUAUAAAAAAUCUAGUUAGUUGUCUGUAUUUCUCCUCUUUUUCUCUGCUUGAUGUUUCACUGUAUCAUCUGUGAAGUUACAAAAGAUGGUUUAAUGAGCAUUUUGAUAGGUUUGUAUGCGCUCCCUUCAACUUUAAUUAAUUGCAUUUGGUGUUCUAAUAUAAUGAUCGAGUUCAUUCUUCACUGCUAAAUUUGGUGAUCUUAUUUUAACUGCAAGAAAAUCCUUGCAUAUUUUUAGAUGAAACUACAUAUGCACUGCGUCUAAGUUCAUUUAUUUUUGCACAUCUAGUUAACUGAAGAAUGCUCAUGGUUAUUGUAUAAGUAAUGGAAUGGAUUCUAACCAUUUUAUUACAAGGUAGUCAAUGUGAUCAUAUUUUAAUCUUCUCUCUCAACUUGCUAAUGUUACAUUAGCUAUUUGUGAGAAUAUUUUCUUCCUUGGCAAUUUAUUAUAUUUGGUAUUCAACUAUCACUUACAACUUUUUUUUUUCUUUUGUACGAUGUAUUACUGCAGGUCCAACUGCUGCUCUAGGCAAACAAAGGUUUGUAUAUAACAUUUUGGAAGCUGAAAAAUUCAACUCCUUUGGUUUAUAGACAGUUCACUGACGAUGAUUGGAUGGUUCGAAGAUUGGAAAACAGGUUAAAAAUAAAUUCAAAGGAACAUGCAUAGUGUUUUGUUUUCCUUUUGUGCCUAUGAUGUUUACUCAGUCAACUUGCUUUUGUCUUGGAAUCUGUGUGGCACUGUGGUGUUGAAUGCUUCCUAUGAUAAUCUUAUUGAUAGGUAAUUAGGGAUGGGCAUUUUGGUUCACUAUAUAUAAUUACAUGUGCAUAUAUAACAAAGGCCUUUUCGUUUGAAAUAGGGUUUUUGGAUUACGUUCAGUUGAGCAUCUUCCAAAAGUUUUAAUGUCAGAAGUUUGUAAACCAAUAUGCAGAUAUAUGAAUAAUAUCAGAUAAAAUUUGAGUUUUACUCUUCAUGCAGUAUCAUUAAGACGUGGCAUUUAGGAGAUCCAGAUUUUGAAUCUGGAAGUUUGUAAUCCUGCCCUAAUCCUUGAGUUGUAGCUUCUUUUGUAAAUAUCGUACGGUUUUAUUUUAUUUUAUAUAAUCUUGUUUUAGAUUUGUUUGCUUUGUUGGGAUGGAAUGACUUCAAAUUUAUCACUUUGCCCAUAAUUUGGUCUUGUGUUGAUUCUUGUAGAGUAAAGUUAAAGGGGAAGAUCCAUUGCCGUUAUUUUUAGCCACAGCAGUUCCACCCUCGGUUGUAAUAUUGUAAUUUUCUAUAUAAUGAUUUGCUUCGGCUUAGCCAUUGCUGGUGAGGCGGUACAAAGUAUUUUUUAAUUGCCUUAGACGCACAAAGUUGAAUUUGUUUAUUUAUUUUUGUCAAAUGAGGGAAUCUAAACCUCUCGUUCUCAUCUCCUUCUUGACGCUAGAGAGUGAGAGUUGAGAUUCUAUGAGAGGCCUUCUGGCCUUCGGGCCAGCAUCAAGCAUCUUCCUCGCCGUUAAGGCCUUCCUUUCCCUUUGUGUUUUGUUCACCAAUCUUCUUUGGUAGUUCAGCGAAAUAAUGUUUAGAUAUUGCUUCUGCUGUCUUCCUUUAGCCUUCGGUCGUCGUGGAACGGACGACUGAGAUCUCAGUUGUCAUAUGGUCGUCACCACGGUUGUUAGGAGCCACCUCCUUUCGUUAUGGCGAGGGCCUCUUUUGAUGGUUUCUGCUUUUGCUUUCUUUCCGGCGAAGCCCUUUCGCUUGAUGUUCUGGCUUCGACGCUACUUUGGGUCCAUGACGUUUGAAUUUUGAUAGAUAUCUGGAGUCAUCGCACCAGAACUUGUUUCUAGUGGUUGUCGCUACUGAAAUGGCUUUGGCUCCACCUCCAUCGACGUUCGACCAGCUCCAUGAUGGUUUUGGUACUGUGUUUUGGACUUUGUUGUGGCAUGAUCUUUACCAGAGUUGUGCAUGCCGAUAGCUGAGUACAGUUGUCAUGUCCCUUAGUUUCCCUGGUGCUUUCUCUUCUCCGUAGUGGCUGGUGAAUGCUCUUAGGUUUUUUCAUUUUUCUUUAGGGGGAUGGGGGUUUUGUCGGGCUUUUAAGCUUUUCUGACUCGUGUUGUACUUGACCUUUUAUGGAAUGAAUCUUCCUAUUAGCAAAAAAAAAAAACUGUUUUUAUAUGGAUA